UCUUUAUUGACUUUCCCUACCCCAUUUCUCUCUCUAUCCACAAAACUGAACGCAUAAAUAAAGGCAAAAGCCCCAUUCAUUUCUCUAGUCGCCACCUCCAACUCCAAAUCUUCAUAUGCUUUCUCCCUCUUCUCUCUUUCUUUGAUCAAAACCAAAAACAUCAAAAGCAUUCACUACCGAAACAAGAAUCACAAAAUUUAACAGACGCUUAAGUUUUUUCCAUGGCAGUUGAAGCUAAGCAUAUCAAUCUUUUUCCUUCACAACAGCAACAAAUUUUUUCGAAUCAAGUAAAUGGGUUUUCGUACAAUACCCAGAUGGCUUCUGCUUUGCCUUUGCCUACGCAAGAGAAUAGUAGUUUCUUGCCGUUUCAUCACAGUCUGAUGUGCGAUUCUGUUCAGCCCAAAACGUCCGUUAACACCGACAGUGGCCUCACUUUUAACCUUCCCCCCACUGCAAACGCCAACGCCGUUAACGCUGCUGCUACGAGAAAGCGUUCAAGGGAUUCGUUUAAUCAGUUUAAUACUUGUAAUAAUACUACUACGUCGUUUGUUGGAGAUGACGUUUUACCACUGCUUCAACAGUACCAGAUGGAUAUCGACCGUAUUAUUUCUCACCAUACUAAGAAAAUACGGUUGGAAUUAGAAGAAAGACAGAAGCAGCAAGCGAGAGUUUUAGUGGCUGCCAUUGGAGAAGGUGUGACAAAGAAACUAAAAGAAAAAGAUGAACAGAUUCAAAGAAUGGGAAAAAUAAAUUUCGUUUUACAAGAAAAAGUCAGAAGUCUGUACGUUGAAAAUCAGUUAUGGAGGGAUUUGGCACAAACAAACGAAGCAACGGCCAAUUCCCUUCGUAACAACUUGGAACAAGUGUUGGCUCACGUGGGCGAUGAACGUCUCUCCGCCGGAGGAAACGUUAUCGGAGCGGCGGUGGAGGAAGACGCGGAAUCUUGCUGCGGUAGCAGUGACCACGGCGCAGCAGCGGAAGAAGAGGAAGAAAUUGAAGGCAGGCGUACGUUAGCGGGUGAAGCGCAGGAUAACAGGAUGUGCAAGAGGUGUGGGGAGAGGGAAUCGAGUGUGUUGCUGUUACCAUGCAGGCACCUGUGCCUUUGUGCAGUGUGUGGGUCCACUUUACUCCAUACAUGCCCUGUAUGUAAUUCUAACAUGAAUGCCACAGUGCAUGUUAACAUGUCUUCCUGAUCAAUCAAAAAAAAGCCAAAAUAGGAAAGAAUUUCCAAAAGAGAGAAACUAGGAAGAGGAAAAGCAAUAGAAACAAUAGAAUUUCGUUGUAGUUAAAGAAAAUGCUAGAAUUUUAGUUUGUAAAUUCCCUCAGAAAUUGUAAAAUGCAAAUUGUUCAUUUUUUUAUC
Messenger RNA from Nicotiana attenuata, 1360 nucleotides. Its product is annotated as probable BOI-related E3 ubiquitin-protein ligase 3. Gene Ontology annotation, biological process: regulation of programmed cell death. The record is from RefSeq and is a predicted model, not a curated record. Bases 222 to 1193 code for a protein of 323 amino acids. NCBI's taxonomy places the organism in Eukaryota, Viridiplantae, Streptophyta, Magnoliopsida, Solanales, Solanaceae. Gene Ontology annotation, molecular function: ubiquitin-protein transferase activity. The transcript has 2 exons.